CAGGCACCAAGAGACGACGAACAUGGACGAUAGAUCAUUGCCACGAUUGCCGAUCGAACUCAUCGAGGCCAUUGUGGAUCGAAGCGACGCGGCAUCCCAGCGAAGCUUCGCGCUGACGUGCAAACUUCUGCUGCAUCGAGCGAGACUUAACAUCUCAUUCCCUAUACGAGAGCUAACUCCCCAACUACAAACACUGGAAAUCGAGAACGCCACGGGAUUGGGCAUCAAGCGCCUAAAGCUCGACUACGUCCCGUUCGACUCCCUUGUAUCAUGGCAUUACGCGCUAUCCGCCAUACCACUUCUGAAUGACCUCAGCGUGGUCGACAUUGAGUUUAUGCCAGAUGCCGAUCAUACACUACCUCCAGAUGCAAGACAUCUUCACCUGCAAGCUUUGGAGAUGUCUUAUAUCAACGAACUCGAUCUAAUGAGUGGAUGGGUACAGGCCGUGGUUCCAAUCGACUCUCUUCGACAUCUCUCACUAUCACUCAGCUAUCCGGAAGACGCGGAUAUCGCCAGCACCCUAUUCGAGCACUUCGGCCCAUCGCUUCGGAGUAUCGAGCUCGUGCUCGACCGGAUGCAAGCAGGUAAGUAUUGACGCCCGCUUCACGUUCGCCAUACCGUUAAUGGAGUGUCAGACGAUUUCAAUAGCGUCACUCGGCGGCUAAAUCUGCGAUCUUGCGCCAUCCUCCAAUCGUUGACCAUUCAGACCAUCUCUCUUCGAGAACUCGCCCUCCAUAUCACGGACCACCCUUUCGACGUUCAAUUACAAGACACGUUCCCC
Punctularia strigosozonata HHB-11173 SS5 is the source of this 781-nucleotide messenger RNA. RefSeq lists its product as uncharacterized. NCBI's taxonomy places the organism in Eukaryota, Fungi, Basidiomycota, Agaricomycetes, Corticiales, Punctulariaceae. The transcript is spliced from 6 exons. The coding region runs from base 23 to 595 and encodes 190 amino acids. The record is from RefSeq and is a predicted model, not a curated record.